This is a messenger RNA of Teleopsis dalmanni, 1458 nucleotides long. RefSeq names its product polycomb group protein Pc-like. NCBI's taxonomy places the organism in Eukaryota, Metazoa, Arthropoda, Insecta, Diptera, Diopsidae. The record is from RefSeq and is a predicted model, not a curated record. The coding region runs from base 111 to 1250 and encodes 379 amino acids. The transcript is spliced from 2 exons.
UCAAUGAAAUUGCUCAAACUAAUAAUAAUAAGUGUCAUUACAAAGUAAAUUGUUGUCAAAUAUUUUUCUAAGUAAAAUUUCUGGCAAAUUAUCUUAAACUGGAUAACGUAAUGGGAAGCUCGGAUGACAGGGUCUACGCCGCCGAGCGAAUAAUACAAAAACGCGUUAGAAAGGGCGUUGUGGAGUAUAGGGUCAAAUGGAAGGGUUGGAAUCAACGUUAUAAUACUUGGGAGCCUGAAGUAAAUAUACUCGAUCGGCGCCUAAUUGAAAUAUACGAACAAAGCAAUAAAUCAUCAAAUACUCCCUCUAAACGUGGCCCCAAAAAGAAGGAAAAAGAACGUGAUCCAGAACCGGAAUCUGAAGAAGAUGAAUACACAUUUACCAAUGAUGAUGCGGAACUCAUACAACCAACUACAUCAGCAGCAGCUACAAGCGCUACAGGCGCAACAAAUCAUCAUCAUCAUCACCACCAUCAUCAUCAUCAUCACCAUGAUAAAGAAAAAGAUAAGGAAAAGAAACGAGAUCAUCACCAUCAUCAUCACUUAAAAUCCGAACGUAGCUCAGGACGUCGUUCAGAAUCACCACAUACGCAUGCAGAAACAAAACGACAAAAAGAACAUAGCAAUUCCUCGAAUUUAGCUUUUAUAUCUGAAGCCGAUACAAAUUCUUCUAGCUCAGAUGAUCAACCUUUAAAUCAAAAAGAAAUAGCUAUAGGUACCAAACGUAAAGCAGAAGUGCUCAAGGAAUCAGGUAAAAUUGGUGUUACUAUAAAAACAUCACCUGAUGGUCCACCAGCUGUAAAGCAUCAUUGCUCAGUUGAUUCUGCAACGCCAAUAUCUACACCAUUAAAAGCAGAAACUGAACCAUUAUCACCUGAAACGCCCGCUUCUCGACCGGAACAGGCAACACCAUCUGAAAAAACACAACAAUAUAAUGCACAAGAUGAUGAUGAUUCAUCAUCACAAGCUGAUAGUCAACCGGAACAGCAAAACAUCAAUCAAAAAGGUGAUAAUCUGGGUGAACUUUCAUUAUCACCACAUCAUCAGUCACAGCAAUUACCAUUAAUGCCGCUCUCACCAAAAGCUCUACCACCACGUUUUUGGUUACCAACAAAAUGUAACAUAUCCGAUAAGGUGGUCAUCACAGAUGUAACAGUUAAUUUGGAAACAGUUACCAUCAGAGAAUGUAAAACUGAGCGCGGGUUUUUUCGUGAACGUGAGAUGAAAUCAAGUAGUGAUUCUGUGGCAUAAAUGAUCGAUGGAAAUCGAUUGUGACAAGUAAGAGACUUAGGAAAGUAAAGCAGGACUUUUUCCAUAUGAAUACGUAUUUAUUUUAAAUUAAUUAUAUGUUAUAUAUGUUUUAUUUUGUUAGUGUAUGCGACAAAGUGUUGAAUUCUGUAUAUUUGCUUGAAGUUAGUUUAUGUUGUAACAACCAAUAAGAAAAGUAUUUGUGAGUGAA